Messenger RNA from Funneliformis geosporum, 492 nucleotides. The record is from the annotation of a GenBank genome assembly. Lineage: Eukaryota; Fungi; Glomeromycota; Glomeromycetes; Glomerales; Glomeraceae.
AUGUCUGAUUUUUACCAAGAUGAUCUGCGUUAUGGUAAAAAAUGUUUAAAACUUUGCAUUAAUCUUUCUAAUUUUCAACAAGAUACUAUUACUGAGCCAGAAAAUAACAACAUGUCUAUUAGUUAUGGAAGCCCUUUUCAAACUUCCAACAGCAUGUAUGAUUUUCAAAACUAUAAUCAAGGUUAUUUAGGUUAUGCCGCUACUGCCGAACCUUACAAUAGUGGAAGUUCCCAAUCUGGCGAAAGUUAUGAAGAAGCUAAAUUAGCAAAGAAAAAUAAAGGCCCUCGCUGUAAAUGGGAAGUUGAUCCAACUCUAUGGUUGCUUUGUUAUUUGAUAGCAAAUAAGGAAUCGGUUCUAGAACUAAAAAAACGUGGUUCUACAGCAGGAAAAGUUAGAAAGCUGCUCUGGAAAGGUGCCUCCUUUAUGCUAUACAACAUUUAUUCAGAAGAACAGUGCGCAAAUAGAUGGAAAAAUAUCAAACAGAAUAAUAAA